This is a messenger RNA of Phaedon cochleariae (mustard beetle), 2248 nucleotides long. NCBI's taxonomy places the organism in Eukaryota, Metazoa, Arthropoda, Insecta, Coleoptera, Chrysomelidae. The record is from the annotation of a GenBank genome assembly.
AUCACCGUGCCAGACCGAAACUUGCGUCUGUGGCACAGAACUACAGAUACCAGAAUGUGGUAUUUGAUGUUAGGAGACAAGGGAGACACUGUCACAUUGCUGUCACUACUGUCCAGUGUCGAUGUCGAUUGUCAUUGUCUAUUGUCAUCCGUCAUCUCGAUUGAUUUGUUUGUAGUGGUUUGUAGGUUUGUACAAAAUUUUGGGCAUUGUAAAAAUUGUAAACAAAGAAAAAUGGAAAAUCCAGAGGAAAUAUUGCACAGUUUAGAAGAAUUUUCGAAAAUGAAACCCAAGGACAUCCCUAGAGAACUAGAAGAGUAUUUGUGUUUCGUAGCUAAGACUGGUAACCCAAUUUAUCAAUGGUCUGUAAUUAAAUGCCUAAUCAGAGAAAAACUUCUCAAUGUAAUAACCGCAUUUAAUGAGAAGUGCCGCAGGUUCGAGAUACCGCCUUGCCCUAAUGUGGAAUUAUUCAACUAUGAUAUGAUGAAGAACUUCAUACUAGAAAAACUGGACACAUUCGCAUCAGCCCCAUUCACAAUUCAGAGGAUUUGUGAAUUGCUAACCACGCCUCACAAAGAAUAUGCUAUGAUAGACAAAUACAUGCGAGCUCUUGAAAAAAAUAUUCUAGUUGUAAGCACCACUGAACCUGGACGACGAUCCACAGAAAAUGGGGAUGGAAUCAUGAAUGGUGUUGAAUCUGUACAUUCAGAACAUUCGGAGCAUGUACCAGAGAGCAGUUCAAGCCAUGACAUCAAUAUUGAAGAUAUGGACGAGGCUCCAAGUUGGCCUAAAACUGAGCAAGAAGUGGCACCCUCAUUGUUUGAAAGUAAUAAGAAUGAUAACCUAGUGAAAUCUGAGGAGUCUUCAGAAAGUGAGCUUGAACCAAAACAAGAAAUUCCAUCCAGUAGUACUGCUGAAGAGCCCCUAAUUGAAACCCAAGAGACUGUUAUAACCUGUAGUAGUUCUGAGGAGCUGGUGCAGCCUUUUAUUGCUGUUGAGACAGUGUCAAUAGAAACUUGUGUAGCAUUGCACCAAGAAAUUGUGGAGGAAAUUCUGCCUGAAGUUGCAGUAACCAUUACAGCCAUACCUGCCAAUGUUCACCAGAGAAGAUCAAGCAUAGAGAGGAUAGAUGAAGAUAAACCAGAAAUAUUGGAACAAAUUGUAGAAGAACAAAGUGUGCCUGAGGAACCAAAACUUGUAGAAAAAACCCAAGAGGAGGUUAUCAAAGAGGAAAUAGUUGUAUCCUUAACCUGCCCUGAAACUACUAUUGAAACCUCACAAUCUGUUACUGAAGAUCCUCUAGAACAGUCAAAUUUGGUAACAGAAGAAAUCAACAUUGAAAUCACACCCUUGAAAGACAGUGAAUCUCUGGAGGAAGCUCCUGAAGCUCCUGCAGUGUCUUCCUGUUCAGAUGAGGUGGAAAUAGACAUGUCAGAGGUCAUUGAAACAACAGAACCCAUCGAAAGUGAGGAAAACGAAGCCAAGGAAGCUACAGAUGGAAAAACAAUAGUGGACAUUCAGGUCCUACAAGAAGUACUAGUACCUGAAGAGGAACCCACAAGUUCAGUGGUUUCUGAAAAUACUGAAGCAGACAAUGUGGUGGACAGCUCUACAGAUCAGAAAGAGGAAGACAACUCUGUGAAGAUAGAAGAAACAACAAUGAAAGACCCAGAAAAGCAGGUGGUUAGCGAGAUACCUGUACCAGAAGUUAAAGUUACUGAACCAGAAGACACCCCCAUGGAUGUUGAUGUGGUGAGUGAGAACAAGGAGAAAUUGACAGAAUGUGAGGAGCCUUCAUCUUCCAUGGAACCCUUCUUAUAAUAUAGGUAGCAUAAUUGAUGAGAUUUUUUUUCAAAAUGGAGAACUUGACAUGUAGGAGAUUUUUUUUCCAUAAGUAUAGGAAUUCCUGUUAGGUUAUAAGAGGUUUUUGCAUUACCGAGUUUUUUAAACUAGUUUUUAAUGAUAUUUAUGUAAUAAGAUUCCAAUUUCAAUAGAGAUGCAUAAUGAAUUUUUUCAAGUGUUUUUUUUGUGGAUACUACCAUUUAUACAUAUUUGUAAGAAGCAAUGGCAAUACAAAGUUUGAUGUAGAUUAAGGCGAAUUUUUAACCACUGAGACAACUAUGGCAUACUAAAUACAUAACUACAAAAUAUUGUUACUUCCGCCAUUAUGAAAUAAUUUUAGGAAACUGGAAAAAUAUUCAGGAUGAUGACAGGUGCAAUUUAUAUAAACUAUAAUCAUCUAUGAUCUUUU